Molecule: messenger RNA, 2052 nt
Organism: Lipotes vexillifer (Yangtze River dolphin)
Lineage: Eukaryota; Metazoa; Chordata; Mammalia; Artiodactyla; Lipotidae
Gene: DDN
Product: dendrin
Exons: 2
Source: RefSeq, a predicted model, not a curated record
AUGCUGGAUGGCCAGCUAUUCUCCGAGGGGCCCGAUAGCCCCCGGGAGCUCCAGGAUGAGGAGUCUGGCAGCUGCCUCUGGGUGCAGAAAUCAAAGCUGCUGGUGAUAGAAGUGAAGACUAUUUCCUGUCAUUAUAGUCGCCGUGCCCCUCCUCGACAGCUCAUGGACUUCCAGGCCAGCCACUGGGCCCGCGGGCCCCAGAGCCGCACGUGUGGGCCGCGCCUGGGAUCCCCUGAGCCGCCGCCCCGCCGGCCCUGGGCCUCCAGGGUGCUGCAGGAGGCGACCAACUGGCGGGCGGGGCCCCCGGCCGAGGCCCGAGCCCGGGAGCAAGAGAAAAGGAAAGCGGCAUCGCAGGAGCGGGAGGCCAAGGAGACUGAGCGAAAAAGGCGCAAGGCUGGUGGGGCCCGAAGGAGUCCCCCCGGUCGGCCCCGCCCGGAGCCUCGGAACGCCCCUCGGGUGGCCCAGCCUGCAGGGCUCCCAGCUCCCUCACGGCCGGAGCGCCUGGGGUCCGUGGGGCGACCGCCCCGUCCAUCCGCGCUGCCGCAGAGCAAUCCAGGGGCGGCGUGGGCGGGGCCCUGGGGAGGUCGGCGGCCAGGGCCCCCCAGCUACGAAGCUCACCUGCUGCUGAGAGGUGCUGCCGGAAUGGCCCCGCGACGCCGCUGGGACCGGCCGCCACCCUACGUGGCUCCACCCUCUUACGAAGGCCCCCACAGGACCCUGGGGACUAAGCGAGGACCCGAGCCCUCGCAGGCGCCCGCCUCUUCAACCUCUGCUCCGACCAGGACAGAGGGAGGGUGCACAAAGAAGAGGCUAGAUCCUCGGAUCUACCGGGACGUCCUAGGGGCCUGGGGUCUCCGUCAGGGCCGGGGUCUCCUGGGGGGAUCCCCAGGCUGUGGAACAGCCAGGCCAAGGCUGGAGUCCGGUAAGGUGGCCGCGGAGAGAAGCCUGAGGCUGGCUGCUGCUGGCCUGAAGAGUGGUAGCGACGGACAUCCCCAAGCCAAAGCUGCUGGGAACCCAGGCACGGAGACAGUUCCUGCGGGGUCUGCACCUGCCACUCCCAGCCCCCCGCGUCCUGCUCCCAGGUCCAGGCCCCAUCCCAAGGGCUCCGGGGAAGGGAGAGAAGGGAGAGAACAGAGCUGGCUCCCCAAGUGCUGGAUGCCCUCCGUUAAGAAGCAGCCGCCCCGACAUAGCCAGACCCUCCCCAGACCCUGGGCUCCGGGAGGCACGGGAUGGAGGGAGUCCCUGGGUCACAGAGAGGAGGCCGGACCCGAGACCUUGGAGGGUUGGAAGGCGACCCGCCGCCCCCACACCCUGCCCCGAAGUUCCCGUGGCCCGGCUCGUGGGGAAGGCGUCUUUGUCAUUGACGCCACUUGCGUGGUGAUACGGUCCCAGUAUGUUCCGACCCCUCGAACCCAGCAUGUGCAGCGUUUGCCCGCUGGAGUGCCGCGACUUGUGGGGAAUGUCCCCACCCAACUGAAGCCCAGCAAGGAGGAGGCAGAGGGGGCCGCGGUCCUUCCCUCCCCUUGCCGAAAGCUGCUGUUGAGCAGUCGCCCUUCACAGCAGCCCGGUGGGGGACGUGGGCUCGAAGCUGAGGGCGGGAAGUCCGCGGACUCCUCACUGGAGGAGCGCGCCUCCCGCAUCUUGGGGCUCCCGGUCGGCGAAGUAAACCUGCAGGAUGCCCCCACGCAGCCAGGUAGUCCAGAGCACUCAGCCUUAGGCCCAGCGGCUUCGGGAGGCGCGCGCCGUGCCGAGGGCUCGGAGGAAGUGGCUGCGGUCCCGCGGCGCGCAGGCCGGGGUUGGGUGCGGACCCCGGGGCCCUAUGCCGGGGCCCUGCGGGAAGCCGUGUCCCGCAUCCGCCGCCACACCGCCCCGGACUCCGACUCCGACGAAGCUGCGGAGCUCAGCGUCCAUAGCAGCUCUUCUGAUGGAAGCGACACAGAAGCCUCGGGCGCCUCCUGGCGGGACGGGCGGGCCGGGCCCCCGGAAGGCGGGAAGGCAGCCGAGCUGAGCGACAAUAUCCGAGAGAUUCUAGAUGUCCUCAGCCGAACCCGG